GUAAGUGACCCGACUUGAAACUGCUUGGCCCUCUUUAAAAAGAAAUAAUAAAAUGGGAGAGAAUGAAGCAAGUUUACCUAACACUUCUUUGCAAGAGAAAAAGAUGGCCUAUCAGAAGGUCAAUGCAGAUCAGAGAGCUCCAGGACACUCACAGUACUUAGACAAUGAUGACCUUCAAACCACUGCCCUUGACUUAGAGUGGGACAUGGAGAAGGAACUAGAGGAGCCUGGUUUUGACCAAUUCCAGCUAGACAGUGCUGAUAAUCAGAACCUAGGGCAUUCAGAGACUACAGACCUCAAUCUUGAUUCCAUUCAACCAGCAACUUCACCCAAAGGAAGGUUCCAGAGACUUCAAGAAGAAUCUGACUACAUUAGCCAUUAUACACGAUCUGCACCAAAGAGCAAUCGCUGCAACUUUUGCCACCUUUUAAAAAUACUUUGCACAGCCACCAUUUUAUUUAUUUUUGGGAUUUUGAUAGGUUAUUACAUACAUACAAAUUGCCCUUCAGAUCCUCUAUCUUCAGGAAGACUUGAUCAUCAGUUAUACCAAGAGAUUCUCAAGACAAUCCAGGCAGGAGAUAUUAAGAAGUCUUUCAGAAAUUUGGUACAACUGUAUAAAAGUGAAGAUGACAUGGAAGUUUCAAAGGAGAUUAAGACUCAGUGGACUUCACUGGGCCUAGAGGAUGUACAGUUUGUAAAUUACUCUGUGCUGCUGAAUCUGCCAGGCCUUUCUCCCAGCACUGUGACUCUAAGCAGCAGUGGUGAGUGCUUUCAUCCUGAUGGCCAGCCUUGCGGUGAAGAAGCCAGAAAAGACAGGAGCCAAGACCUGCUCUACUCAUAUGCAGCCUAUUCUGCCAAAGGAACUCUCAAGGCUGAAGUCAUCGAUGUGAGUUAUGGAAUGACAGAUGAUUUAAAAAGGAUUAGGAAAAUGAAAAAUGUAACAAAUCGGAUUGCACUCCUGAAAUUAGGAAAAUUGCCGCUGCUUUAUAAGCUUUCCUUAUUGGAAAAAGCUGGAUUUGGAGGUGUUCUUCUAUAUAUUGAUCCUUGUGAUUUACCAAAGACUGUGAAUCCUAGUCAUGAUACCUUCAUGGUGUCACUGAAUCCGGGAGGAGACCCUUCCACGCCUGGUUACCCAAGUGUUGAUGGAUGUUUUAGACAAAGCCGAUCGAACCUCAGCUCCCUGUUAGUACAGCCCAUCUCUGCCUCCCUGGUUGCAAAACUGAUCUCUUCGCCAAAAGCUAGAACCAAAAAUGAUGUCUGUAGCCCUCUAGAGCUUCCAAAUAAUGAAAUAAGAGUCGUCAGCAUGCAAGUUCAGACAGUCACAAAAUUGAAAACAGUAACUAACAUUGUUGGAUAUGUAAUGGGCUUGACGUCUCCAGACCGGUAUAUCAUAGUUGGCAGCCAUCAUCAUACUGCACACAGUUAUAAUGGACAAGAAUGGGCCAGUAGUACUGCGAUAAUCACAGCGUUUAUUCGUGCCUUGAUGCCAAAAGUUAAAAGAGGGUGGAGACCAGACCGAACUAUUGUUUUCUGUUCUUGGGGAGGAACAGCUUUUGGCAAUAUUGGCUCAUACGAAUGGGGAGAGGAUUUCAAGACGGUUCUUCAGAAAAAUGUUGUGGCUUAUAUUAACCUCCAUAGUCCUGUAAGGGGUAAUUCUACUCUACGUCCUGUAGCAUCACCAUCUCUUCAGCAACUGGUAGUAGAGAAAAAUAAUUUCACCUGCACCAGAAGAACUCAGUGCCCAGAAACCAACAUCAGUUCUAUACAGAUACAAGGUGAUGCUGAUUAUUUCAUCAAUCAUCUUGGAGUUCCCAGCGUGCAGUUUGCUUAUGAGGACAUCAGGACAUUAGAGGGUCCAAGUUUUCUCUCUGAGGCCUUUUUUCCUACACAGUCCACAACAGUUGAAGAAAUGGAUCCGUUUUUCAACCUUCAUGAAACCAUUACUAAGCUUUCGGGAGAAGUGAUUUUGCAAAUUGCCAACGAACCUGUUCUGCCCUUUAAUGCACUGGAUAUAGCUUUAGAAGUUCAAAACAACCUUAAAGGUGAUCAACCCAACAGUCAUCAGCUGUUAGCCAUGGCGUCACGCCUGCGGGAGAGUGCUGAACUUUUUCAGUCUGAUGAGAUGCGACCUGCUAAUGAUCCCAAGGAGAGAGCACCCAUCCGCAUCCGGAUGCUGAAUGACAUUCUUCAAGACAUGGAGAAAAGCUUUCUGGUGCAGCAGGUGCCACCAGGUUUUUAUAGAAACAUCCUGUACCACCUUGAUGAACAGACAAGCCGGUUUUCAAUACUUGUGGAGGCUUGGGAACGCUGCAAACCCCUUGUGUCAGACGAGACCCUUCACGAAGCCCUGUCAGAGGUGUUGAACAGCAUUAAUUCAGCUCAGGUUUACUUCAAAGCAGGACUUGAUGUGUUCAAGAGCGUCUUGGAUGGGAAAAAUUGAGAAAACUCUGAGAAUUUUUUAAAGUUUGUUUACAAUUUCACAAGCAAAAGCUCUAAUUUAACCAGAUUUUCUGACGUUGAAGCCUUAUUUUCCCCAAUGGCUUUUUGACAAGUUUAAAGCUAUUAUUACAUUGUAUUUUUUAAAUGUACAUAUAAAAAGAACAUUUUGCACAUUUAAUAUUUUUCUUGUAUCUACAUUUCUGAAUAUGUAAAGCAAGUUAUUGAAAUGGUACUUAAGAAUUACCCAUUAAAAAUAAAUCAUAUAUAUA
Saimiri boliviensis boliviensis (Bolivian squirrel monkey) is the source of this 2708-nucleotide messenger RNA. RefSeq names its product N-acetylated alpha-linked acidic dipeptidase like 2 (gene NAALADL2). NCBI's taxonomy places the organism in Eukaryota, Metazoa, Chordata, Mammalia, Primates, Cebidae. The record is from RefSeq and is a predicted model, not a curated record.